Messenger RNA from Metarhizium brunneum ARSEF 3297, 1587 nucleotides. RefSeq lists its product as uncharacterized. The record is from RefSeq and is a predicted model, not a curated record. Gene Ontology annotation, molecular function: acetylglucosaminyltransferase activity. Gene Ontology annotation, cellular component: membrane. NCBI's taxonomy places the organism in Eukaryota, Fungi, Ascomycota, Sordariomycetes, Hypocreales, Clavicipitaceae.
AUGUAUGCGGUCGCGCGAGUUGCAACGCGCACGUUCAAGCCCAGCAUUUUCGUCGCAUUUCUCCUAGCGGCUGUUUUCAUCUACACGGCGACUUUUCAUUCGUCGACGUCUUGGUCUUGGCCGGGGGACUGUGUCUUCGCGCCACGACGACACAAGCAGCCAUUAGGUUGGAUGCCACCGGACAUCAAGCCGCUUGACCGCAAACAGUGCCGGCCAAACGAGACUCACUUUGCAGAGCUCAAAGAAAGGUACCAACUUCAAGAUGACUUCAAGUACGCCAAGCGUCUGGUGCAAUUCUCGCGAAACCCUCAGCUGCGGCGCGAGAGCCUCACCAAGCUCCCACAGCCCAUGUUUCCGUCAGGACGCAACUUGCCGUUGAAGUGGUCCCGGCUCGACCCCGAAAUCGACUUGUGCUCCGAUCCCAUCGAAGUGAGCGUUUCCGCAUCCAACUUUCCCCAAAAUGUCGAUGCCUCGGCCUUCAUCUUUGGGGUUUCAACCACCUAUCAACGCUUUGAGGAGAAUCGUACGCCGUACAUCAACGACUGGGCCUACUGGUUGACUGAUGGCGCCGGCCGAUCCAACGGCGGCACGCUGCUUCUGACGCUAUCAGACGCCACCGAUGAGCAGCUUCGAGUGGCCCGAAGAUUGCUUCGCCAGGUGGGCAUAGAUGCCGAUGUGCAGGCGUCGACGGCACCAGACAUGGCAGUUCGCUAUCUAUACCUGGUUCCUGCCAUGCUCUCCCACCGGAAGAGACUGGAAAAAAAAUGGUUUGUUCUUUGCGACGACGACACCUUUUUCCCCUCUAUGCAUGCUCUCGCGCAAAAGAUGGCCGAGUUUGACCACACCGCCGAAAUGUACAUCGGCGCCCUCUCAGAGGAGGUAUAUGCCGUCCUACGCCACGGACCACAAGCAUUCGGCGGCGCGGGCGUCUUCCUAUCCUACACCACCGCCCAGCGGGUCGCGGGAUUAUUUGACGAAUGCUCAUCAGCCGAGAAGCUGCACGAAGCAGAGGAGCAGGGCGACCGGCUACUGCUUCAGUGUAUAAGCCGAAACCCCGACGUGGUGCUCACCGCAUUGGACAAUCUCUGGCAACUCGACAUGUCCGGCGAUCCUGCGGGUUUCUACGAAUCGGGGAGACAACCGCUCUCCCUCCAUCACUACCGGAGCUGGCACCACGCCGUCCCCGGGCACAUGGCCACGGUUGCCUACGCGUGCGGCGAGGACUGCAUCCUGCAGCGGUUCCAAACAACAGACGACUACAUUAUUUCCGGGUACUCGAUCGCGUCGUAUCCCCACGGCAUCAAGUUUGCCGCGCACCAGAUUGAGUCUACGUUUCGCACCGUGUAUACAAACGAGGGGGGCAGCUUUGAUUACAAGUUUGGUCCGCAGCGGCCAUCGCUACUGGGAACGGGGCGCAAGGACGCUUGGGAGUUGAGAGAGUCGGCGCGUCAGGAAGACGGGUCCAUCUUGCAGACUUAUGUGCGAAAAGGCGAUGACCCCCGGUGGGUCGACAAGAACAAUGUCCCUCUGGAUAAAGAUGACGGAGUUAUCGAGUUGCUUUGGACGUCGGCUAUAUUUUCGCGCUAG